CGGGGCUCCCCUCGGCAGGGCUCAGCGCCCCAUAAAUACCCAGCGCGAGGCUCUCGCCGUGUGCUUGGCUGCCGGAGGCUCAGGUCCUUCAUCAGGGAGAAAAUGUACAGCCAAGUCGAGCAUCCUGCUGGAGGCUACAAGAAGCUCUUUGAGACGGUGGAAGAGCUGUCGUCUCCGGUGACUGCCCAUGUCACAGGCAGGAUUCCCACCUGGCUGCGAGGAAGCCUCCUGAGAUGUGGUCCCGGCUUGUUCGAGGUGGGCGCGGAGCCCUUCUACCACCUCUUUGACGGCCAGGCGCUGCUCCACAAGUUUGACUUCAAGGAGGGGCACGUUACCUAUCACCGAAGGUUUGUCAGGACUGAUGCUUACGUGAGAGCGAUGACCGAGAAAAGGAUCGUGAUAACGGAAUUUGGCACCUAUGCGUACCCAGACCCGUGCAAGAACAUCUUUUCCAGGUUUUUCUCAUACUUCAAAGGUGUGGAGGUCACUGAUAACGCCCUCGUUAAUGUUUACCCCGUCGGUGAAGAUUACUAUGCCUGUACUGAGACCAACUUCAUAACCAAAAUUAACCCAGAUACGUUAGAGACAAUUAAGCAGGUGGAUCUUUGUAAAUACGUGUCCGUCAACGGGGCAACGGCUCAUCCCCACAUUGAAAACGAUGGGACAGUUUACAACAUCGGCAAUUGCUUUGGAAAAAAUUUCGCGCUCGCCUAUAACAUCAUACGGAUUCCUCCGCUUCAGGCAGACAAGGAAGACCCGAUGAACAAGUCGGAGGUGGUGGUGCAGUUCCCUUGCAGCGACAGGUUUAAGCCCUCUUACGUCCACAGCUUCGGUCUGACUUCGAACUACAUAGUGUUUGUUGAAACACCGGUGAAAAUCAACCUCCUCAAGUUCCUCUCCUCCUGGAGCCUUUGGGGAGCCAACUACAUGGACUGCUUUGAGUCCAACGAAACCAUGGGGGUCUGGCUUCACGUGGCAGAGAAAAAGAAAGGCAGGCUCCUCAACAUCAAAUACCGCACCUCGGCCUUCAACCUUUUCCACCACAUUAACACCUAUGAAGAUAACGGAUUUCUGAUCGUCGACCUCUGCACCUGGAAGGGGUUCGAGUUUGUUUACAACUACCUCUACUUAGCCAACUUACGAGCAAACUGGGAUGAAGUGAAGCGGCAGGCAGAGAAAGCCCCGCAGCCCGAAGCCCGCAGAUACGUGCUGCCCCUGAACAUCGACAAGGCUGACACAGGCAAGAACUUGGUCACCCUGCCCUACACGACGGCUACGGCGACCUUGCGCAGCGACGAGACCAUCUGGCUGGAGCCAGAAGUUAUUUUCUCAGGGCCGCGCCAUGCCUUUGAAUUUCCACAGAUCAAUUACAAGAAAUACGGUGGGAAACCUUACACGUAUACGUAUGGGCUGGGGCUGAAUCACUUUGUCCCAGACAGGCUUUGCAAGCUGAAUGUUAAAACCAAGGAGACCUGGGUGUGGCAGGAGCCAGAUUCGUACCCAUCGGAGCCGAUCUUUGUUUCCCAUCCGGAUGCCCUGGAGGAAGAUGACGGGGUUGUGCUGAGCAUCGUGAUCAGCCCGGGCGCCGGGCCGAAGCCCGCCUACCUCCUGAUCCUGAACGCCAAAGACAUGAGCGAGGUUGCCAGGGCUGAAGUGGAGGUGAACAUUCCCGUGACUUUCCACGGACUCUUCAAGAGAGCGUGACCGCUGCCUGCAACACGUCGGGUUAGGUUUCUUCCAGCUCCGAAAAGGUGCAGUCUCCGUUUACAAGCACUCAAAUGACCUAAAUUCCUUCAACAUCACUUUUUAUUCAUAUGGCUACGUAAUUGAGAUUGAGCAUUUCAGUUUUGUUGGUGAUUGUUCAAAAUACUUAACCAGGUAUUUUCCAGAUACACCCUUUGGUGUUAUUUCCAGAGGUGCAGUGCUAAGAACUCUUGUACAGUUAAAACAACACAAGUUUGGGGCACAGGGCUGGGUUUUUUGUUUUUACAAAAUUAAACCUUGCAGCUGUGGCACAGUGAAAGAUGCAUGGAACGGCACAGUGUAAACUCAAUACUUGCACACACAAUAACAUUAUGUAGAAGUGUCUCUGUGCUCUGUUACGUGCUUUGAGAAAAGGUAAUUUUUAGCCUACGCUGAAAUAGUAAGGAUUUAAAUCCCCUCCUGGUCACUCCUUUAGUUUCCUCAGAGUAAUCUGAGCGGAGCCUUUCCAUAGCUGCUUUGGAAAUCCGAACUGACCCGCCCAAGGCGGUGCGGCAAGCAGCAUCUUGUCCUUUACUAAGGCUGAAAACUGCACCCACUAGCUUAUGUGUUUUCUCUUUCCCAUUUCUUUUGUCAAAGUGCAGUUUCUUGAGUUCUGGAUUUCAUGCUAAAACAUGAAUAUGAAAAAAAUCAAGCAAUUGUUACCACUUGAGAUGCACUUGCUUCCUUAGAGUGCUAGACUCCCAGCUUAAUCCUUCCUUUUCACAAAAUAAAUUUUCAACUAAUGUAGUAAGAGGCUAUGGUUCAAAAUACAAACAUAUUGCUAAUA
This is a messenger RNA of Aquila chrysaetos chrysaetos, 2530 nucleotides long. It is a transcript of the gene RPE65, whose product is annotated as retinoid isomerohydrolase RPE65. Gene Ontology annotation, biological process: zeaxanthin biosynthetic process; retinal metabolic process. Gene Ontology annotation, molecular function: beta-carotene 15,15'-dioxygenase activity; all-trans-retinyl-ester hydrolase, 11-cis retinol forming activity; retinol isomerase activity. The record is from RefSeq and is a predicted model, not a curated record. The transcript has 14 exons. Bases 103 to 1704 code for a protein of 533 amino acids. Lineage: Eukaryota; Metazoa; Chordata; Aves; Accipitriformes; Accipitridae.